GUUAGAAUUCCAUGGUUUUGCUCCAUUGACCGACAAGAAAAUGGUGUAGGUUGUUUGUCAAUAUUUUUUUUUUUUAUUGAGAUUGUGCUUUCCUUUUUGCCCAAAAAAUAUUGUAAAUCAAAGAAUUACACCUACAAAUUUUGAUUUACAACUCUAUUCUAAAUUAAUUAUCAAAAACAAUUGUUUCUGACCGUGGGUAAUAUUGAUAUAUUGCGUAGGCGUGUUUAUUUGUUCAGAAAAGUUUGCAUACGCAUUUUUGAUAUUGGUAAAAUUUCGUCAAAAAAAAAAAGGAGGAAGGCACAAUUUACCCGUGAUUUUAAAAUAAUAAAAUUUGGUGCUAUUAGUAUUUUAUCGAAUAGGAUCCAUGAUUUAUAAAAAAAGUAAAGAAAAUGUUGAAGCAGAAAAUCUUAUGGUUGAUGAAAGGGGAGUCUUCUGAGAAUGAAGAGUCAUUUAGGGGAAAUUGCAUUCUAUUUAGUUGAUGCAGAAGAGAGCGUCGUAGAUUAUUUUUAUUUUUCUUUAUUGAAAAUUAUUAUUAUUAAUAUUAUUAUUAUUGUUAGUGAAGCUCAUUCUGAGCUUUGUCAUUGUUCAAAAUCACCAAGUGUUCAAAAAACCACUUUUAAUGAAGCUAAAGUGGCGCGCGUGGGGGCAAGCUCUCUUCUGAGAACGUUCAGCGUCGUAAAAUUGACUUCGAUGAACAAUGAACCAUUCGGGAAGCGGAAAACGUCAGGCGAAGGUUUUGGAAGAAAACUAUUGGGAUUGCAGUGUUUGCACCUAUAGAAAUACAGCAGAAGCAUUCAAGUGCCUCAUGUGUGACGUCCGUAAAGGAACUUCUACGCGGAAGCCCCGCAUCAACCCUCAAUUGGUGGCUCAGCAGGUUGCUCAGCAACAGUACGUGCCACUAUUAAAGCCAGGUAAAAAGGAAGGUGGAAGUGGAGGAAGUACGACAAGUAGCGGAAAGGAAAGAGAACGCAAACUGGAUAAACCAAGGCGUAAGAAUCGACAUCCUCCUAGACUUAAAAAUAUAGAUAGAAGUACUGCCCAAACAAAUGAGGUGACAGUUAAUAAUGUUACUGUCGUUAUUACGGAAUAUAAGCCAAAAGUGAAAAAAAGUUCCGAUCAAUCGGGCCUAUCAAGUAGUGCAUCGUCCGAGAAUGGUAGUCAACAUGACUCCAAUCAAGAUUCAAGAAGUUUGGACAUAGGAACUGACGCUUAAUUGCGAUUCUUGUGUGUCAAAAAAAAAAUCGUCUACGAAAUAUUAUAACUAAUAUAUUAUAUAAUGUAUGUCAACGUUGUCUAUUAUCGUGCAACAUGUGGACAAAAAGGUGUUCUAUCUGCGUUAAAUUUGAAUAAAAAAAAAAAGACAUUUUAUUCUAAUAAUGAAUAACAUAAAUUCUUCUUAAUCAUUAUUAGUAUAAUUUGUUCUAAUUAUAACUUGCAAUUUUGUGAAACAACCACUGCCAGAGAGCAAAUAUAUUAUUUAAAUACUUAAGAAAAAAAAAAUUAUUAGUUAAUUAUAAUUAGUACGUAUUUCCCUUAUAGUGAUUGGCUUUUAAUUAAAAUGAAUAAUAUUAUAUUCAUUUUAGUGAAUAUCUCUGUUAGUAAAAAUCAAUUUUUUUUAAAAAAAAAAUUAAAGUAAAAAGAAUUAAAUUUUAUAAUUUUCAGAAAGUGUGUAUGAAUGAAAUAAUGUAAUGUGUUUUAAGAAAAAAAAAGCGAAUGAAACUCAAUAUUACUAAUGAUGUUUUUUUCUCAAUAAUUUGACAAAAAGACUAUACGACAUUUUUUAGAAUAUAAUUAUUAUAAUGUCGAUUGUUCUUUAUAAUGCGCUCAAUCAAAUUUUGCAAUUGUAUCAAAUUAUUUGUUUCUUUUUUUGUUUUUUUUUUAGUGAAUAAUAUUUUUUUUUUCUAUAUCUUUCACAAUUUCAGUGAAACUAGAAGAUGCGUUUUAUGUAAUGUUUAAUGAAACCUAUAUUAAAAGAUAAGUUUUGUUCUUGUGACAAUUAAUUUUUACACUACACAAUACUUAUAUGUAUUUGAAUUCUGAAAUUCUAUGUACAAUAAAUUUAUACCGUCACUGAAAAUCUAA
Molecule: messenger RNA, 2082 nt
Organism: Leptopilina boulardi
Lineage: Eukaryota; Metazoa; Arthropoda; Insecta; Hymenoptera; Figitidae
Gene: RYBP
Product: YY1-associated factor 2
Exons: 4
Coding region: 698-1213 (171 amino acids)
Biological process (GO): positive regulation of DNA-templated transcription
Cellular component (GO): nucleus
Molecular function (GO): transcription coregulator activity; DNA binding
Source: RefSeq, a predicted model, not a curated record